This is a messenger RNA of Musa acuminata AAA Group (dessert banana), 5768 nucleotides long. Its product is annotated as DNA-directed RNA polymerase subunit beta. The record is from RefSeq and is a predicted model, not a curated record. NCBI's taxonomy places the organism in Eukaryota, Viridiplantae, Streptophyta, Magnoliopsida, Zingiberales, Musaceae. The transcript has a single exon. Gene Ontology annotation, biological process: DNA-templated transcription. The coding region runs from base 2439 to 5663 and encodes 1074 amino acids. Gene Ontology annotation, molecular function: DNA binding; ribonucleoside binding; DNA-directed RNA polymerase activity.
CAUAAUUCUGGUAAGAGCUGGUUUAUCAAAAUAGAAUAUUUAGGAAGAAUUCGGUUGGAAAAAAUUUCCUAUCAUGCGUAGAUUUAGGUUUCGAAAUACAACUAUAGUAAUCAUUCAUUCUUUGAUCGAAUGGUUAUUAUUCAUUAUUGUAUUUUCUUAUUCAUUACUGUAUUUCAGUAUAAUUUUGAAACAGAGACAUUCUUUUUUUAAAGCUUUGCAAAACGAUCAAUUAAACAAUUGAUAGAAUUCAAUUACUCAAUCGAUUACUCGAUUAGUAGUACCCCUAGAGUCCACUCCUUCCCCAUACUACGAGUGAGAGGGAAAAUGUAAAGACUACCAUUAAAGCAGCCCAAGCGAGACUUACUAUAUCCAUAUAAAUUAUGUCUCCUAUCUCUAUGAAGGAAUUAUUCCAUUAUUGAUCAAUAAUCAUAGUGGAAUCAAUGGCGCAGAGUCAAAAUGGAAUUCUGACUUAACUUAAGGCUAUUGAUGAACCAAUCCAAUGAAUCUACUCGUAACAAGAUUAUAAGAUUUCUGGUAGAAUCGGGAAGCAUUAAGCAUAAAUACAAUACACACACCUUUUCUCGGAAAAUGAAAUAACAAAGGAAUACUCCUAUCCCAAUGGAACAUGUAGGAGUACUAAGACCUAUUGUUUGUUACCCUUUUUCAUAAGCAAAAGACAUCAAAAUAUACCAUCAAGAUAGAUAACUAUCUAUCAGAUACCUCUAUUUCCUAUUUGAUCUAAGCCUUACUGUUUUUUUUGUGAAAGAAUGGGGAGACACCAUCACCAGUAUUACAUACAUUCUUUCUUUUUUUCGUAAUCCCCCUAUCUUACACGGGCAAAGAAAUUCCUACACGGGCAAAGAAAUUUUUUUGUUUCUUCAACUUUUACUUUUACUCUUUACUCAAUAAGAGCCGACCAACUAUCCUGAUUGAAUGUUUGAGUACUCAGAGACUCUCGUGAGUCUGGAUACAAAGUAUCUUCAGUCCUUUCCACAACUUCUAAAUUGAUUUCCCAUCAGCCUAUCCAAUCGAAUUCCAGACAGAGUCAGUAGACACAACGGUGGUAGUGUAAAAUAAUUAGGAAUUCUUGAUAGUCUUUCGUACAAUCUCUUCUUCAAUCCUAGUAGCAAAAAUGGAGUGUCCUUUAGGAACCUUUGGAUACCAAGAUUUCCGACCUCUUACUUUCGUAGUUUUGAAUCCCAGAAUUUACUUUCACUAUUUAUUUAUUCUACUUAUAAAAUAAAUGUCCGAACCAAUCAUAAUCAUAUUAAAAUCAUAAUCAUAUUAAUAAGUAAGGCUUACUUCAUCCCUAUUUGUACCGGUUUGGGCCACACCCAAAGCCCGGAUUUUUAGAAAAAAAUUGACUUUCUUUAAAAAAAUUGACUUUCUUUAUAGAACUACAGAUUCUAAAAAUAAAGUAUCGAUAGGCUUAUCCUUUUGCCUCUCCUUCUCCGGGGACAGAAUUCGUCGAGUUAAAUCAGCAGAAUAAGAAAUCCCAAGUUUUUUGUUGAUCAGGCGACACCCAGAUUUGAACUGGGGAUAAAGGAUUUGCAGUCCCCCGCCUUACCACUUGGCCAUGUCGCCAAACCAAAUUCGAUCCAAAUAAGAUAAAAAAUAGAUUUCUGGUCAAAGACUGAAAAAUUCAGGGCAAAUUGGAACCAUUAACUAUUUGUUUUGUUGUUUUGAAUUAGCGAAAGGUUCUUCAAUUUGUAUCUCAAAUUGUUGCGUUUCCUUAAUGGCAUAACAAAAUCAAAUUGAUUUAUGACUAAUUCAGUAUCAAUUAUUUUCAAUAAUCAAUCUUUUUCAAUUUCAAUUAUAACAAUAUAAAUUAUAACAAUAUAUAUGUGUAUAUGUAAACCUCAAAACAGAAAUUGUUACACAGAUACCGCUCUUAUGUACAUAUCCCAUAUCCCUAUAGAGAAUCGUCGUGCCUUCUUUUUUCAUUUUCUAUAUGCAAUAGAAAAAAUAGGAAUUAUGAUAUAGUGCGACCUGACUUCUGUUGCCACAAGUGAAAUUACGAUAAAAGAUGUGAUAUGCGGACAGGUAGAUAGCUAUAUUGGCAUGCACUUAAUAAAUAUUACUCCUAUUACGCAAUUCAAUCAUAUUCUAUAUAUUCUACUAGCAAAAAAAUAAUUCGAAAUUUUUUUUGAACAUGAAAUGAAACUCAAAUAAAAUUAAGUAUGCUAAAAAGGGAAACUCUAUAUUGUUCCUGUUGUACCUGUCGCAAAUUCGAACUUGCGUCGAAAAUGCUCUUCAUUCCUCUGUCUCAUUUCCGUUCAUACGUAUGAAAUACAUAUAUGGUAUAUGGAGUUGGCUAAAAUUUCAUGUGAUUCAGUAAACAGAAUAUACAUUCCAUCAUUGCUAGAUCGAUCCGUAUGGUUCGAUAAAUAGUGAGCUAAUAAUGGGAUUUUUCAAUAAACAGGAAACUUAAGAUUAAGAUGCUCCGGAAUGAUGGAAAUGAGGGAAUGUCCACAAUACCUGGAUUUAGUCAGAUCCAAUUUGAGGGAUUUUGUAGGUUCAUUAAUGAGGGCUUGACGGAAGAAUUUCAUAAGUUUCCAAAAAUUGAAGAUACAGAUCAAGAAAUUGAAUUUAAAUUAUUUGUGGAAAGAUAUCAAUUGGUAGAACCCUUGAUAAACGAAAGAGAUGCUGUGUAUGAAUCACUCACAUAUUCUUCUGAAUUAUAUGUACCCGCGGGAUUAAUUUGGAAAACCGGUAGAGAUAUGCAAGAACAAACCGUUUUUAUUGGAAACAUUCCCCUAAUGAAUUCCCUGGGAACCUUUAUAGUAAAUGGAAUAUACAGAAUUGUGAUCAAUCAAAUAUUGCAAAGUCCUGGUAUUUACUACCGUUCAGAAUUGGACCAUAACGGAAUUUCUGUCUAUACCAGCACAAUAAUAUCAGAUUGGGGAGGAAGAUCGGAAUUAGAAAUUGAUAGAAAAGCAAGGAUAUGGGCCCGUGUAAGUAGGAAACAAAAAAUAUCUAUUCUAAUUCUAUCAUCAGCUAUGGGUUCGAAUCUAAGAGAAAUUCUAGAUAAUGUUUGUUACCCUGAAAUUUUCUUGUCUUUCCCGAAUGAUAAGGAGAAAAAAAAGAUUGGGUCAAAAGAAAAUGCUAUUUUGGAAUUUUAUCAACAAUUUGCUUGUGUAGGCGGGGAUCCGGUAUUUUCUGAGUCUUUAUGUAAAGAAUUACAAAAGAAAUUUUUUCAACAAAGAUGUGAAUUAGGAAGGAUUGGUCGACGAAAUAUGAACCGGAGACUGAAUCUUGAUAUACCUCAGAACAAUACAUUUUUAUUACCACGAGAUGUAUUGGCUGCUGCGGAUCAUUUGAUCGGAAUUAAAUUUGGAAUGGGUACACUUGACGAUAUGAAUCACUUGAAAAAUAAACGGAUUCGUUCUAUAGCGGAUCUGUUACAGGAUCAAUUCGGACUGGCUCUUGUUCGUUUAGAAAAUGCGGUUCGAGGAACUAUAUGUGGAGCAAUUCGGCAUAAAUUGAUACCGACUCCUCAAAAUUUGGUAACUUCAACUUCAUUAACAACCACUUAUGAAUCGUUUUUUGGCCUACAUCCUUUAUCUCAAGUUUUGGAUCGAACUAAUCCAUUGACACAAAUCGUUCAUGGGCGAAAAUUGAGUUAUUUGGGUCCUGGAGGAUUGACGGGGCGAACUGCUAGUUUUCGGAUACGAGAUAUUCAUCCUAGCCACUAUGGACGUAUUUGUCCAAUUGACACGUCCGAAGGAAUCAAUGUUGGACUUAUUGGAUCCUUAGCCAUUCAUGUGAGGAUUGGCCAUUGGGGAUCUAUAGAGAGUCCAUUUUAUGAAAUAUCUGAAAGAUCAAAAGAGGCACAGAUAGUUUAUUUAUCACCAAAUAGAGAUGAAUAUUAUAUGGUAGCAGCGGGAAAUUCUUUGGCCUUGAAUCGGGGUAUUCAGGAAGAACAGGUUGUUCCAGCCCGAUACCGUCAAGAGUUCCUGACUAUUGCAUGGGAACAGAUUCAUCUUAGAAGUAUUUUUCCCUUCCAAUAUUUUUCUAUUGGAGCUUCCCUCAUUCCUUUUAUCGAGCAUAAUGAUGCGAAUCGGGCUUUAAUGAGUUCUAAUAUGCAGCGCCAAGCAGUUCCGCUUUCUCAGUCCGAGAGGUGCAUUGUUGGAACUGGACUGGAACGCCAAACGGCUCUGGAUUCGGGGGUUUCCGCUAUAGCCGAACACGAGGGAAAGAUCAUUUAUACUGACCCUCACAAGAUCAUUUUAUCAAGUAAUGGGGACACUACUAUAAGUAUAAGUAUUCCAUUAGUUAUCUAUCAACGUUCCAACAAAAAUACUUGUAUGCAUCAAAAACCUCAGGUUCCGCGGGGUAAAUGCAUUAAAAAAGGACAAAUUUUAGCGGACGGUGCGGCUACAGUUGGGGGGGAACUUGCUUUAGGAAAAAACGUAUUAGUAGCUUAUAUGCCAUGGGAGGGUUACAAUUCUGAAGACGCAGUACUAAUUAGCGAACGUCUGGUAUAUGAAGAUAUUUAUACUUCUUUUCACAUCCGGAAAUAUGAAAUUCAGACUCAUGUGACAAGCCAAGGACCUGAAAGAAUCACUAAGGAAAUACCACAUCUAGAGGCUCAUUUACUCCGCAAUUUAGACAGAAAUGGAGUUGUGAUGCUGGGAUCUUGGGUAGAAACAGGUGAUAUUUUAGUAGGUAAAUUAACACCUCAGACAGCAAACGAAUCGUCGUAUGCUCCAGAGGAUAGAUUAUUACGAGCCAUACUUGGAAUUCAGGUAUCCACUGCAAAAGAAACUUCUCUAAAACUACCUAUAGGCGGAAGAGGUCGCGUUAUUGAUGUGAGAUGGAUCCGGAAAAAGGGGGGUUCCUGUUAUAAUUCAGAAAUGAUUCGUGUAUAUAUUUCACAGAAACGUGAAAUCAAAGUAGGUGAUAAAGUAGCUGGAAGACAUGGGAAUAAGGGUAUCAUUUCAAAAAUUUUGCCUAGACAAGAUAUGCCCUAUUUGCAAGAUGGAACACCUGUUGAUAUGGUCUUCAACCCAUUAGGAGUACCAUCACGAAUGAAUGUGGGACAGAUAUUUGAAUGCUCGCUCGGGUUAGCGGGGGAUCUGCUAAAGAGACAUUAUAGAAUAGCACCUUUUGAUGAGAGAUAUGAGCAAGAGGCUUCGAGAAAACUAGUGUUUUCCGAAUUAUAUGAAGCCAGUAAGCAAACAAAAAAUCCAUGGGUAUUUGAACCCGAAUAUCCGGGAAAAAGCAGAAUAUUUGAUGGAAGAACAGGAAAUCCUUUUGAACAACCUGUUCUAAUAGGAAAGUCCUAUAUUUUAAAAUUAAUUCAUCAAGUUGAUGAUAAAAUCCAUGGACGUUCUAGUGGACAUUACGCACUUGUUACACAACAACCCCUUAGAGGAAGGGCGAAGCAAGGGGGACAACGAGUAGGGGAAAUGGAAGUUUGGGCUCUAGAGGGAUUUGGUGUUGCUCAUAUUUUACAAGAGAUGCUUACUUAUAAAUCUGAUCAUAUUAGAGCUCGUCAAGAAGUACUUGGUGCUACGAUCAUUGGAGGAAGAGUAUCUAACCCAGAAGAUGCUCCAGAAUCUUUUCGAUUGCUCGUUCGAGAACUACGAUCUUUAGCUCUAGAACUGAAUCAUUUCCUUGUAUCUGAGAAGAACUUCCAGAUUAAUAGGAAGGAAGCUUGAUCUGAAUGAAUCAGAAUUUCUAUUCUAUGAUUGACCGGUAUAAACAUCAACAACUUCGAAUUGGACUAGUUUCUCCUCAACAAAUAAAGGCUUGGGCCAACAAAA